Rotaria sp. Silwood1 is the source of this 348-nucleotide messenger RNA. The record is from the annotation of a GenBank genome assembly. Lineage: Eukaryota; Metazoa; Rotifera; Eurotatoria; Philodinida; Philodinidae.
AUGAAUACAUUUACUUCAACACAGGUUAUGCCUGAAAUUUAUUGUCCUAUGCAAUUAACUCAAAUAUUAGGUCAUCCAACGGAUCAAUAUUAUAGAAAACAUCCAAGAAAAAAAACUAAAUUACCGGUUCUAUUAUUACAUGGUGAUAUGGAUUCAGCAUUGCCUGUUCCAAUUGCACGACAUUUUUUUAAACAAUAUUCAUUGAUUAACUCGAAUUUAACUUAUAUUGAAAUGCCACGUACUGAACAUAACAAUUAUAUAAAUAUUACGUUAUCAAGACUUUAUUUUCACAACAGGAUUUUGUGUUCUCGAUUUUCACUUUGUCAGUGUAUUUUUGUUUUCAUCUAA